Cercospora beticola is the source of this 1353-nucleotide messenger RNA. RefSeq lists its product as uncharacterized. The record is from RefSeq and is a predicted model, not a curated record. NCBI's taxonomy places the organism in Eukaryota, Fungi, Ascomycota, Dothideomycetes, Mycosphaerellales, Mycosphaerellaceae.
AUGGUUGAUGGACAAGGCGCUGCCGAGACGCUGGCGACAUAUCACGAAUACAUCAAGGUCUUCGAACAAGAAGAGCGCGCAUGGCGUCUUUUUCUCGACAGCCGAUUCAACUCGUCGAUAGUGGACAGCAAGGAGAGACCGCUUGGACACCAAUUGUCCUGCAGACGCGAUCGACAUGCUUUGCCGCCAUCAGUGGCUGCGAGGGGCAUAUCGGCCGCGGGAGGACAGCAGAAGCACGACACAAAAGCCGCACCGUUUGUCCGAACGGUAGAGUAUGCGGCUCUGAUGGGAUCCGAUCGAUCAAGUUCGCGCACUGAGGUCAGGAAUGAGGUAGAAGAUGAUGCUCGGGAGGGCAUGGUGUGGAUUGUGAGGAAGAGAUCUAUUGCGUUCAUUAAGAAUGCCAUCACGAAGCGAGUCUCGCUCAAUAAUUGGAGAACACGGCCCCCUACACCCGCUAUGGAAUCGUGUAGGACAUCGAGACUGCCGCGGUCGCAAGAUGCACAGGAACAGGAGAUGCCGCCCAGACGCAAGUUCACCUUCUCAGGAACCCUGUUUGGCCACAAGGUCCCACAACAGCAGGAAGCUGUGUUGGACUUCGAGAUGAGAGCGGAUGCUGGCCGCCACGCAAAGCGAAGAGCAAGCAGAGCAUUGAGCGAUGUCUUUGCAGGAAGCACGGAGGUCAUCGUAAAAAGAUUUCGACGAAAAGGUGGUCAGCAAGAUCGACCGCAACGAAACACCAGGAACGUCAGCGCCAAAACUUCCACGUCCAACGGCGUUGCCGACAUGACCAGCGCCGGCAAGAACGAACGACCUUCGCGGCAAGCCAACAACUUACGGAACGAUGAUUCGGAUAGCGGAGCGGAGCUAUCUGGAUCCGAUUAUACAAGUGCACUGGAAGAACUCCAGCCUCUUCUUGCGUGCCCAUCCACAAGGCACAGAACCUCUUGGAAGAAUGAUGGAGCAUCCUCAGCCGAUGAACGCCGCCUUCAGAUACCUAUUACGCAGCCAGCGCAAGCAGCUUUGACGCCGAAGAAUUACAGGAAGACGCCUGCUCAAGUAGCACUCUACGGGCGUAAACUCGUCGUUGCGGUAGAGCGAGAGGCGUUGAAAGGGGAUAUGAACAGUGGGAGGAUCAGCCAGAGAUUCGAUCGUAUCUAUCAAGGAUUAGUGGAUGACGAUGCUGCGCAUCAGGAGUCGGUGCAGCGGCAGUAUCUGGCUGUCGUUGAGGCUGAGAAACAUCAGAGGGACCAAGAGCACCAGGCGGCAAUGCGAGCAUGGGAGAGGAAGGGACGGCCGGUGGUACACAGCUGGCGCUGUGGAGUGAAAGCUAGAGGAAAUAGUGCACAAGGAUAG